AUGAUUUCCAAAAAAACUGCACUGGGCCACAAAAAUAUUAUUUCAUAUAUAUUGCACUUUAUAUCUGUGUGUUUUCUCUUCGGGCGUGUAAAAGUGAAAAUACGAGUGGGCGGCGACGAAGCGGCGGCGACGACGAUGCGCGCGAUUUUCUCGCGUGGGGCUGGCGGAACGUUCAAGAUGGCACUGCCAGGCGAUCCACGCCGAUCGACUUGA
Messenger RNA from Drosophila elegans, 213 nucleotides. RefSeq lists its product as uncharacterized. The record is from RefSeq and is a predicted model, not a curated record. Lineage: Eukaryota; Metazoa; Arthropoda; Insecta; Diptera; Drosophilidae.